AUGAGAUUUCACUUUCAGGAACCAAAAUCAUCCAUCAACGACGAAGAACAAGAACAAGAUUCUCAUGAAAACAGCUGCUACUACCCUGGUUGCAAGAAAAACGCUAACUGCAAAUGUGAAUUUUGCAUUGCCAGUAUCAACGCAACCCUUGAUCUCGUACCCAAUAGCUCCUUAACCAAGUUCUCUUCUUCCAAACCCAAUUUCAAUACCUACUCUCCAAUCACCUUUGAUUCUUCCAUUUUCAACACGCCAAGAAACGGUUCUAGCUGUAUAGAACCACCGUCUACUCCUGUCGUCAAAUCGAGUGCUAAAUCGAAUCAUGUUCAGAGAAUGGAGAUGAAGAGCGAGGGUAAAAAGAGGGCUUUUUCCUCUGGUGUUGGUGUGUUGAAUGUGAUGAUGGUUUUGGGGGUUCUUUUGUUUGCUGAUGUUGUUUUGUCGAGGGUUGUUUCUGUGGUUUAUCGACCUUCUUUGUCGCCGGAAUUAGUGAAAAGGGUUGGUGAGAAAGGUUAUCAAAUUCAGGAUUUGAAUGGAAAGUUGAGGUUUUUGCAGAAGGAAUUGGGAAAUGUUGUUCGUGGAAAAGUUUCAAACUGUAGUUUUACUGGUAGCUCAUGGGAAGUUAGCCAGGAUGGUUUGUUAUUGAAUUCAAAAUGCAAAUUGUACAAAUCAGCAAUGGAGGAGGUUGCAAUUUGGGGUUGGCCUCUACAAACUGCUGGAAUGAUCACAACCGGGAUGUCUUCUCGGACCCUAACUAUCUUAUCGGGAAGAGUUACCGAGUGGAGUGGUGGACAAGUUAGCUAUUUGAUUCGAAAGGCUAAUACUUCAUGGAUACAACCAGAAUGGGGUGCCUCAGUGGUUCAACUAGAUCCUAAUACUUGGAUUCUUGAAUAUCAAAGGAGCUCUAUUGUUGAUGGUAAAGGAUUGUUUUCUGCAGCAUUGGAGUUACUCAAACGUAGGAUUUCAAGGAAUAUUGACAAGAUGAAGAAAAAUUUCUGGCUGUUUGUGGUUAGUUUUGAAGAUAACCGUAGCUACAAUUGGUUCGCAACAACCAACUAUGGGUCUAAAACCCCAACUUGA
This is a messenger RNA of Lathyrus sativus (Indian pea), 1074 nucleotides long. NCBI's taxonomy places the organism in Eukaryota, Viridiplantae, Streptophyta, Magnoliopsida, Fabales, Fabaceae. The record is from the annotation of a GenBank genome assembly.